AGACAGUGUAUUUUUUGCAUCAGGCCAAUUUGAGUUCUAGGUUCUGCCUACCUCUAAUUUAAAUGCCACAAUACUGUAAAUUGAGUGUCUGAUAAACUUAUUAAUAGUGUAUCUCACCGUGCUUUAUUUCUGUCUAGUUUAUUGAUUGUUGUUGAUUAUCCAUUAGUCAUGCCGCUAUUGUAUUGUGUUAACAUGUUGUACCCUUAGCUAUGGACGGUAUGUGGAGGGAACCGGCUCAGUACUGCAGUGCUGUAUGGAAACAGAGAUGGAGACUGUGUUUACUAGUCUAGACGAGUAUUCUGAAGAAGAAAAACUCCAGCGGCUGUUGAAAUUGAAGCUCCGUUAUUUUACUCCUAGAGAAGUUGCCAACCUCAUGGGUUUCCCUCAGAGCUUCUCCUUUCCAGACCAAAUCCCUACAAAGCAGCAGUACAGAGUCCUAGGAAACAGCCUGAAUGUUGUCGUGGUGGCCAAACUCCUACAACUGCUGGUCUCCUAGCACUUGGGACGUGUCUCCAGAGGAGACCAUUUUAUUUGUCAUUGUGGAUUAUAUUGUAGAGUGCUCUCUGCCUAGUGGCCGUGUUAGAAAAUGUUUAGUCUAGUUUUUGUUGGGGAUGUUAACUGGUCAAAUGCUGGUCAAACACUGGUCAAAAAUAGUUAAUUGAUAUCGCCAUCGAACAGAGUAUAUUACAUGUUUCUUACAUGUAACUUAAAACAGUGCAUGUCUCUUUUGGCUAACUUGGAACUUGAAUAUGUCUGUUUUCAAGAGCACAAUAAGAAAUUUUUCAAAUACUUAAAAUAAAAACCUUAAAAACAAA
Xiphias gladius (swordfish) is the source of this 815-nucleotide messenger RNA. Its product is annotated as tRNA (cytosine(38)-C(5))-methyltransferase-like. Gene Ontology annotation, molecular function: methyltransferase activity. The record is from RefSeq and is a predicted model, not a curated record. NCBI's taxonomy places the organism in Eukaryota, Metazoa, Chordata, Actinopteri, Istiophoriformes, Xiphiidae. The transcript has 3 exons. The coding region runs from base 254 to 496 and encodes 80 amino acids.